Molecule: messenger RNA, 5686 nt
Organism: Nasonia vitripennis (jewel wasp)
Lineage: Eukaryota; Metazoa; Arthropoda; Insecta; Hymenoptera; Pteromalidae
Gene: Ent3
Product: equilibrative nucleoside transporter 4
Exons: 10
Coding region: 261-2261 (666 amino acids)
Biological process (GO): nucleoside transmembrane transport
Cellular component (GO): plasma membrane
Molecular function (GO): monoamine transmembrane transporter activity; nucleoside transmembrane transporter activity
Source: RefSeq, a predicted model, not a curated record
GAGGAGCUUGCACCCCUGGUUUCUCCGCCGAGAGCAUCAGUGUGCGCGCGUCCACAACAAUCGCAGCAGCAAAACAAUAGGCCAGUAAUGAGAUUAGUUUAAUGAUGACUCGGCCACUGGGACGUGCAUCAGCUGAACGCUUGCCUCUCGGUAUACAAUAAUCGCUGCUGGAGCAACAAUCGUGAGGCAAAAGUGAGGAUUAUCGAGUGUAUAGAGUGUGGAGCUGAAAGAAGCGUAUCUGAGGGGACGACUCGACGGAUAUGGACGAGAACCUGAGCCGCGGAUACGUCCAGCUAGGCAAGGCCAGGAGGAUGAACGAAUUCAAGUUCAACGAGAACGGCUUCGCGAGGCUCUCGCCGCCAGUCGACAAGUACAACCUUAUCUACCUGUCGCUCAUACUGGCGGGAGCCGGUUUUCUGCUGCCCUACAACAGCUUCGUCAUCGCAGUGGAUUACUUCCAAGCGAGAUACCCCGGGACGACUGUCAUAUUCGACAUGUCCGUUGUCUACAUCACAAUGGCUUUCUUCGCAGUUCUGGUCAAUAACGUACUGGUCGAGACCCUAUCCCUGGGCACGAGGAUCACGUUUGGAUACUUGGUCUCUUUCCUCACGCUCAACUUCAUCGUCAUCUGCGAGAUUUGGUGGGAAGUCGUCGGAGUCGCCACUUCCUAUACCAUAAACCUGGUCGCUGUGGCUAUAGUUUCGCUCGGAUGUACAGUUCAACAAUCCAGUUUUUACGGGUACACGUCGAUGCUGCCCAGCCGCUAUACCCAGGCCGUCAUGGCUGGGGAAAGUGCCGCUGGAUUCUCGGUGUCGAUCAACCGGAUACUAACGAAGUCGUUGAUCGAGGACGAACGUGGCAACACUUCCCUCUUCUUCGUCGUCUCGAUAAUCACGAUAGUCGUUUGCUUCGUCGUCCAGCAGAUCAUCUACAAGACCGAGUUCGUUCAGUACUACAUCAGCAUGUGUCAGGAGAGGAAUAAGAUCACACUCGAACCUCAAGAAGACGCCGGCUUGGUGAGGAUGGAUCCGUUGGAUCAAGGAAACGAUCCUUCCAGGGGACAGUACGGAGUUCUGAAGUUGCAGACCAGUCCCUUGGGACCCGAUUCAGCCGGAGGAAGUGUGGACAUGGGAAACACUACCGGUCAGUUCUUCGAGUUCUCCUUCAGCAAUCCGGUCUACGAUCCAACUGCGCCGUCCGGUAAUCCACCGGGUAGUGCCGGACCGACUUACAAGGUUGAAGACAUCGUCGUUAUGAGAGGCAGCUACGGAAACACUCAAUCUACUACGAGCAAGAGAUGGUCCGGCAUAAAACGUGGACUCGUCGCUCGAAUGGAGGUGGCGAAGCUGAUCUACCCGUACAUGGCGAGCAUCGGAAUAGCCUACUUCGUAACUCUCUGCCUCUACCCCGGUAUCAUCUCCGAGAUAAUCUCCUGCAAGUUUGGCUCGUGGAUGCCGGUCAUUCUCAUGACCUGCUUCAACGGUGCCGAUUUGAUCGGAAAGAUGCUGGCGACGCUUUUGUGUCAGUGGACUCGUACGCAGCUGAUGAACUUCUCGUGCGCUCGCACGCUACUUAUCCCAUUGUUCCUGAUGUGCGCAAUUCCACGUCUCUCGCCGGUUCUCUCGAACGAGCUGUUUCCCGUGAUUCUCUCGAUCGUCCUCGGCAUUACCAACGGAAUCGUCGGCAGUGUACCCAUGGUUCAGGCGCCUACCAAAGUCGCCGAGGAGUAUCGAGAACUCGCUGGCAACAUAAUGACGCUGUCCUACACAACCGGUCUGAUAUUCGGCUCGAUCCUGGCCUACAUGCUGGACGCGUGUCUAGGCCCUCCAGUCACGGCUAAGCAGAUCUGUCCCAAGCCCACGAUCUACCCUGUCGUCGCCAUCACCCCCAUGAGCAUCAGCAACGUCACCAUGAACCUCUUGACCACCGCCGCCACUAGCUUAACUGCCACCACCAGCAGCACCCCCAUCCCAACAACGACCCCGACAACGACAACGACCACCACAACGUUGGCCAGCACGAUAGCCAUGAUCGUGAAAGCAACGAAGAAGGCCGGCAACGCGACGAGACGAGCCACCAAGAUACCAAAGAUCAGGACGACAGCCAGUACUCUGGCGACUGUCUUCCCUUGGGCUGUGAUGACGAGCACCGCGAGUGACGCUGUCUUCAGGACGGAGAUGAUGAACGCGACGAGCACGGCUAUUCCGAAUUUGCUGGCCAAUGCUACGGCUGCCAUCGGCAACGGUAUUUUCCAACACUAGACUGCGGCUGCGUAUGAUGGAGAGAUAUGUAAGUCUUUUCGGAUUUUUCGAGGGAGAGUUACGGUACAUUUUCGUUAUUAUAGUCUAAAAGAGAGGGUGAGUAGAUGUAUGAAGAGGUAGACCUAAUUAAUGUUUAUAACGCGGGAUAUCGAUUCAGCGUUUUCUUGACUUCGCGUCGCGCGCGUCGAUACUCCUCUAACCACUUCUACGUGACUAAUUUAGUACAAUAAUAAUGCAAAAACGGGGUCGACACACAUUCCAGUCCGAUCAAGUAAAUUUCCAAGUUUUCCCGAAGCCCAGAAUUAAUGAUAGUUUGUUCGAGACGUGAAUUUUAUAAAAGAAAAACAGCUAUACACUUUUGAAGCUGAAAACAGUUGCGAAUAUGUAGAUAAAAGAUAAGCUGAUGAAAUUUUUUCAGUUUGGAAUUUUACUCUGUUGUGUUAUUGCUUUGAGGGUGACUGAAGAUUAUACAUUCGAAAGGGAUCAAAUACUGACUAAAUCAUUGAGGAUAGAAAUUUUAUUUAUUCAUUCACGUUUUCAGCGGUAUACAGACAUAUACUUGCGUGAGCAAAGCCAUAGAGACGAGUGAUGAAAUUAGAUUUGAUAAUUAUAGAUUUACCGAUCAUCAAUGUAUAAUCACAUCGUUAAAUUACAUAUCGUGUUUAACGUGUACAGAAGUAUUUAAAACUUCGAAGAUACUCGGUGUGAACUAGAUUAAUUUAUCCAUCGAUAUACAUAUAUCUAACUGAAAAGAAUAAGAAAAAAAAACGUGAGACUGCAUCUAUACAUAUACUAUACAAUAUUCAACGUAAUUUUGCAAUAUUAAUUUUCUCGACGAAGUAUAGCUCAUUCGGGAACCACGAAUAAGAUCUCUAUCAUCAUAACAGUAGAUAUUGCGUUUUCGCGAAUACGAAUAGAUGCCUUUGGAAAAAUUGUUGAGAAAUUAUUCCAUACACCACAAAAUUUCAUAUAAGGGAAUGCAUUAAGCAGAGGAAAUGUGAUCGUUUUAAAUACUGGCGGUCAGAGAAUAAUAGAGACUUACGAGUUGUUCUUGGAAAAUGUACUGUGGUACUCGAUAUUAAUGUGGUCGGAAUCGUGAUAUUACGUAGAAUCGUGCAUUUUCAGGAGCUUUUUUACAUGUACAUGUGUAUAUUGACUCCUGAUGAUAUGAUUCGUAUAUUAUGUACUUACAACUUUUUCUGAUGUAUCAUGCAAAUAUGCAGCUGUUUGAUAACGAAUGUUCUGUCUUACUGUAGUUCAAGGAUUGAGGUUGCAUGUUUUCCACACUAUUGACCAUAUGCUUAUUUUCAAUUUUAAGAAGACACGCGUUAAAGUUUGAUUUCUUAUAAAUCUUGUACAUAAAUAAAUUGAUUGAAAAUCGGAUGUAGUUAAUGAAGUCUAUUAGCUCUUCCAGCACGAUUUUCAACAUGAAUAAGAUUGUAUUACUAAACUUGUUUUUAGAACAUCAUUUAAGAAUUUUUUAAAUUUCAAAGUUUUCAUAUAUACAUAUACACUCACUGUGUUAAAUGAACUAUUACUAUUAUAUGUUGAGCAUAUAUUGAUAUUUGCAAAAUGUUAUACGCGUUUUAAAAUGACAUUUUGUUUGGCAAGGAACAGAGAAAAGUGUAUGCAGUUGAUAAUAAUUUUGUAAUUUGAAAAUUGUGGUGUUCCUUGUUUACCUUCAAAGGAAGGUGCACAAGCUAGAUGAAUUGUGAAAUAUUUAUAAAUGUAAUAAAAAGAUAUAGUAAGUUAUUUUCUGUGUUACCGGCAUAGGCAUCAGUAUAAUUGCGAUUGAAUUAUCUCGUUUUCCAGGCCGAUUGUUGUAUAAUAGGUAUACGACAAUUUCAAGUUUUAUGACUGUUGGAACGAACAUAUAGAAAUUUGUGCAGUGGCGGUUUAAAGAUUUCAUUUACGUAAAUCUUUCUGGCGAUAUCGUUUUCGUAUGUUUUCAAGAGACACGAAUAAAAAUGUUUGUACAAAAAUUAACACGAAAUAUACAAGUAAUUUUCUACAUUAUGAAAAUUAUACAAAAAAGGGUAUUUCUUGAAGAUAUGUAUACAUACCUCUAUUGGGAUAUUAUAUAGAAAAGAGCGUUGAAAUUGUUGUUGGUUCUUUGCGAAUGUAUGUGUGUAAGCCUUAAUAGAUACAUAUGCUUGUUACGUAAUAUCAUCCUUGUACGAAUAUAAUAAUAUACUUGUAAACUUUUCUGAGAAAGAAAAAGUAGUAACUAUGCUUCGACGUUACUUUUACUCUAGUGGUUUAUAAAAUAUAACAUAUCCGAGAUACUUUUGAUCAUAAUCGAACCUUUUUAAAGUGAGUCCUACGCUCAGAAUUAAGAAGUUUAUUGUCACAGAAUCAUCAUUUAAAUUUAUUCGAGAUAAAAAUCGAUUUAUAAUUGUUAUAUGGAUCAGAUAUACAUAUUUCAAUAGCGAUAAGUCUGUGAGUUUAUGUAGGAGUAGAAUUUAAAAAAACAAAACUUUCGCACUUGGUUUUAACAGUGGUACCCAUUUUUCCCAUGCAAGACUAAUAUUUAUACGUUCCUCUCUAAAAAAUCAAAUCUAUUUUAUUUACAAUAAAUGAUGUAUUUUUGUAUUAUAUUGAUUCUUUUAUAUACACGUUUUUAAAUUUCAACACAAAAACACGAUACGUGACUGCAACGUCAAUAAUUUAUCUCUCUACAUAAUUAUAAAAAAUAAAGGAAAACAUGUUCAGAUUUGCCCUUAAAAGUCAAUCGAUCUCUACUGAAAAAAUAGCUAUAGAAACAAGCUCACUACGAAUAAUAGGAGUAUAAAAGCUAAAAUAAAAACGUAUAAACAUGCAAAGGAUAUUUUUUUAGAGAGCAAGUAGCUAGCACUAUAAACGAAUAAUUAAUCAUUGUGUACUCCACCUUUUCUUCUCCUCAAGUAUUAGAAGAUAAUAGUAUAUAGACCAAUAGAUCGUUUAAUUUUUGACAAACAUGUUUUGUAUUUUCAUUUAUCACUCGAUUAUAUACUUACAUAACUACCACUAUGACGUGUACAAUAAAUAAUAAUGUGAAAAAUGGAAACGGUGGGUAUGAAAUAAGUAGCGACAUUGUUUCCUUUUGUUGUAAUAUAUUAUGCUGUAUUUUUAAUUUAAAUAAAUUUCCUACUUCCGAACAAUUAUAUCAUAUAUCAACGACGAGGUGUACGAUAAGCUCAAGGCCGACGUCGAAGUAUCUCCCCCCAGAAUUGUUUGUAGGUGUGAAAUCGAGUUAUAUGCGACACGCGAGUGAAUAUUAUAAUGACAAAAAGAUUGUUCUUAUUCGAACGAAAUGAAGAUGAACCCUUGCAUAGGGGCGAUCGGCUCUGUGCAGAAAUCGUAACAAUUUCUGCUGACCGCAAUUAUCAAUAUGUACAAAUAAUUAACAUAUGUAUAUAUAAUAUAAUAUAUAUCUUACAACUAUU